AUGCCCUCAAAGGCUGCAUCAUCCUCAUCAAGCGAUCGGCGCAAAUCUGAGCGCGUUCAUACUUCGAUAUCGGCCACGGCUGAAGACGUGUACCAUGUCGAGGCCAUCAUUUGCCGCUCACUGCAUCCCGCCAAAACUGCCACGGGAAUAGAAGAAUACUUCUACCUUGUGCGUUGGGAGGGUUACGACCCUUCCUUCGACACCUGGGAGCCGCGGUCCAACCUUGUGAACUCAUCGCAGGCCAUAAAAGAGUAUGAGGUUAAAGAAACGCCGUUCACCGUGCUCGACGUGCGCGCCAACAACGAGUACCUCGUGAGAUUUGGCAUGGCAACGAGGUACAUUGCCCCGUCACCCUACUAUCCCAAAGUGUGGAUGACGGUCGAGCAGAUGAGGGAGUACUGCAAUCCCCGACUGGUUAACUUGGCCAUCAAGCACCUCCAUCGCGCAUUGGAGGAUAAGGUCAAACCAAAACCCAAACAGCCCAACUCGUCGAAGAAGAAGGCACCCAAGAAGAGUUCCGGGCAGCGCAGUUCUGACGGAUCCGGCCGAGCAGAGAUAGUAAUCCUUGCGGCGAAGCGGAAGAGCACGGGGAAACGUAAAGGAUACAAUUACCGAGUGCAGUGGCGAGAAAGGGGCCGCAAGAUGGAGGACUGGUUCACUCGAAACAACGUUGUUGCCUGGUUCGGGGACGCUGGAUUGCGUGCACUCGCAGAGUUCAACAGCGAGGAAAGCGCGUCUGAACCAGUGACUUCGAGCAACCCAGAGAGUGACUACGACCUUGAGCGGCAUCGCAACAUACAGGAGAACCAGCUCCUGAUGCAGCAGCUGGGCUUAUAGCGCAUGUCGCCGCACGCCAUCCGUGCAUCCGCCUCGCCGCGCGCCGCAUCGCCACCAUGUCACCCACGCGAUUGCGGAAAUUCGCAAGGAAGGGUAAAGGGCCAUAGUAGGGCUUCUGGUCAGGGUGAUAGAGUGGGCAAUGGGUCGCAUGGGCCGGUUGUAGAAUGGAGAGUGCCACAGAGAUAACGCCGGACGGAGGUAGAUUGCGCCGCUGCAACUUUUUCGAG
Cutaneotrichosporon oleaginosum is the source of this 1064-nucleotide messenger RNA. RefSeq lists its product as uncharacterized. Gene Ontology annotation, cellular component: pericentric heterochromatin. Gene Ontology annotation, molecular function: chromatin binding. Lineage: Eukaryota; Fungi; Basidiomycota; Tremellomycetes; Trichosporonales; Trichosporonaceae. The record is from RefSeq and is a predicted model, not a curated record. Gene Ontology annotation, biological process: chromatin organization; negative regulation of transcription by RNA polymerase II.